Molecule: messenger RNA, 1722 nt
Organism: Anopheles marshallii
Lineage: Eukaryota; Metazoa; Arthropoda; Insecta; Diptera; Culicidae
Product: carboxylesterase 5A-like
Exons: 3
Source: RefSeq, a predicted model, not a curated record
AUGUUUAACCGAUCGUUCGCAGCGAAUUCUUCAAUGUUCUUCUCAAACUCACAGAUCAGUAACAUAAACCGCAAGAAUGUUGAGCUCAAGUGUGGCACCGUGUGUGGUGUUGUGGAAAAGCUUGCAGAUGGAAACGAUUUUUACGCAUUUCGUGGCAUACCGUACGCCACGGCACCGAUGAAUGAAAAUCGUUUCCAACCUCCACGACCAUUAGCGAAGUUCGCAUCUCCCACGCUGGACUGCAGCGUGGAAAGAGAUACGUGUGUUGCGAAAAGCCCCUUCAAUCAGCGCUGGCAGGGUUCGGAAAACUGUUUAUACUUGAACGUGUACACACCCCAAAUGCACCGGCCCGAUGCGCCCUUACCGGUCAUGGUGUUUAUACACGGUGGUGCGUUUAAGUAUGGAAGUGGAAACAGCGAUUGUUACUCGCCGGAGGAUCUGCUCGAGCAGAAUGUCGUCGUCGUAACGUUCAACUAUCGGUUAGGUCCGCUUGGAUUUCUUCACCUCCCAUCACAGGGAAUCGAAGGUAAUAUGGCACUGAAGGAUCAGCUGAUGGCACUGCGCUGGGUGGCAGAAAACAUCGCUCACUUCAACGGUGAUCCGAGCAACGUGACGCUGUUUGGAGAAAGUGCCGGUUCAAUAUCUGUAAAUCUUCAUCUGCUAUCGCCUCUAUCUACGCAAUACUUCCACAAGGCGAUUUGUCAAAGCAGUGUAGCAAUAGCGGAUUAUGCCGUGCCGAACGAUACACUGCGUAAUACACGACAUCUCGCUAAGCUAAUUAACCCAUCCGCCAGUACUGAUCCGGAGAUCCUCGAAACGUUACGUACCGCAUCGGCAAAACAGCUGGCGGAACUCUGUGACCGUACAGCGACGGAAGAGGAAAAGCGUGGAACUAUCUUGAUACCCUUCCGACCGGUAGUGGAUCGAGAUGGAACGGAUCCAAUAAUGCCUCUACACCCUAUCGCAGCGAUGCGUACCCCUGGACAUAUUCCCCCAAUUCCUCUACUGCUCGGAUAUAACGAUCGCGAAGGUGGUGGCCUGCUGAGGCACAUCACGAAAUAUCCUGAGCGUUACCGGAACGAUAUGGAGCGUAUUAUACCGCGUACGAUCAACGUCCGCCAUGGGACAACCGAGGCGAAGACACUAGCACGCAACAUUGAAACGUUUUACUACGGUUCGGCUGGUUACUCGCCACGAAAUGUCGAAGAAUGUGCCAAUCUGGUGUCAGAUGUUAGCUUCGCGGUCGGUAUGCGGAUCAUGGCAGAAAUGCACGCUCGUUAUCAGCACCGAUCGCCACUGUACUUCUACCGCUUCGAGUAUGAAGGUGAGCUGAACCUUUAUAAGAAGCUUCUACCAUUCCCCAUUGCCGGUGCAUUUCACGCCGAUGAGCUGGGUUAUCUGUUCCGGUAAGCACACCGUUGGCUUUUUAGUGCGGUACUUCCGCAAUCGAUCGAGGCACGCGUUCGGCGAUACAUGUGCCGCAUGUGGUCCAACUUUGCCUGGUACGGUAGUCCGACACCAUCGCACGAUCGGUCUCUUCCCUUUCGCUGGACACCUGUACCACAGGUGAUGGAAUCAGAUUUUACUGCACCUUUCCAUCUGCCUUACUUACGCAUCAGUGCCGAACCGCAGAUGGCGAUCGAUCCGGACAAGGAGAGGAUAGCGUUUUGGCAAAGUAUCUACGACGAGCACAACGGAGGGUUCUGGAAUCCUAAAUACUAA